Messenger RNA from Eruca vesicaria subsp. sativa (arugula), 1002 nucleotides. Lineage: Eukaryota; Viridiplantae; Streptophyta; Magnoliopsida; Brassicales; Brassicaceae. The record is from the annotation of a GenBank genome assembly.
CCCUCCCCACUCACACCCCUUCCCACAAAACCAUUAUCACAAUGCUCCCAUUCGCCAACUACUACAUUUCUACCUCAUCCAUGUCCGAGAACAAUGUUAACAACAUCAAGAGGAGGAAGAAGAAACGUCCGAUGAUGGUUUAUGGAGGCGGAGGAGAUGAUUUGGCGGUGGUGAAGGCGGCGGCGUGGGCUUGGUAUCAAAGGAAGGAAGGCAAACCGAUUAUGAGAGAGUUUGAGAUAACAAGAGCACCGAGAACACCUCGACCUUCGCGUUACAAGAUCGAAGCUACAAAGAACAUGAUCCUCUCUGACAACAAGGUUUUAGCCGAGAAUAGGGUUUCUAAGUCUUCCCUUUGGUACAACAAUUUCCAUUAUCAAGAAGAUCAAGAAACCCAAUACUCUCGUCUACUAGACACGUACGAGAUCAAGAACUUUUCAAGAAGGCUUAAUUUUGAUGAUCCUAGUUUAUCCGUGAGUUUGAGAAGUGCUUUCAUGCACGACGAUAAUCAUAAUCAUGAUCAUGGUAUGUUAAAGAGAAUUCUCUAUGAUAAGACUACUAGUAGUAGUGGAAAUAAUGAUAACAAGAAUUUCAUGAAAAAAGUGAGCAAAAGAAGUUUGUGGAAGGGACUGAUUGUUAUGGGUCCAGUGUCUACGGUUUGUGGGAGAAGCGAUGACGUGAAUUUACGGGCUUCUACGGCUAGCCGGAGAACAGUUAAGGUUUCUGCGGCUGCUGAGGCUCUACUCAGGUCGGCAGCUAGUGGCAAGACUCAGACCGGUCGUCGCUAACUUUAGUGGUUAGUAGGAUGGAAAGAUUAUUUGAACAAUUUUUUAAAAUUCGUACAUUAAUAAUGUUUCUGUAUUUUAUUAACUAGCUGUGUAUUUCUUCGUUGCAAAAAAAAAAAAAGCUGUGUAUUUCUUCCAGUUUCAGUACAUAUGUACAUCUAUUUUUUUCAAAUUAAUAUGUACAUUUUCGGGAAAAUGACAAAAUAAAAUAGUGAAUUUG